Molecule: messenger RNA, 811 nt
Organism: Macrosteles quadrilineatus (aster leafhopper)
Lineage: Eukaryota; Metazoa; Arthropoda; Insecta; Hemiptera; Cicadellidae
Exons: 1
Coding region: 64-774 (236 amino acids)
Source: RefSeq, a predicted model, not a curated record
ACAUAAACAUUUAAUCGACCCAAAAUUUCUCGUAGUCAAAAUUCAAGUAAAUAAUUCACCACGAUGGUUGUGAUAGUGGACGCCUGCAGAAGAGAGAGUGAUUUCCAAGAGGCGAGGCCAUGGUGGGAGCCCCCUUACGUCGUCUAUGGCUUCAGCAACCCAGCGGUCAAGUACAGACUGGAACUGUUGAUGGGGUCCUAUGUGGUCCGCGCCACAGAUAAAACCUAUAUGUUGACACUGGGCCAUCGGAUGCGGGAAGACUUCGAGGAUACAGUGCGCAAAAGGAUCAAAGACAGAGCUCAGGCAGAAGUGGAUCGUGAAAAAGUGUUGAUUCUGGAGGGAAGGAUGCCUCCAGAGAAAGCACCUAAGGAGUUAUCCAACCACCCUGUCUUCAGGAUAACUCUCCUGGCUAAACGAAUGAUCGAGGAAAAGAAACUCAAGGAGGAAAUGGCAAAGAGGCCAAAGAAGUUGAAGAUAUUCGACUACAGUUUACUGGAUGGAAUGGAAGAAGAGGUCGUAGAAGAUACGGAAAUGACCAGCUGCAUCGACGAGGAGGAAAGUGACGAAGAGCGGAUGAGAAAAUUAGCAGACAUGGAGGAGUAUUUGGCGGAAGAAGAGGUUUUUACUGACGAAGAUUAUUUAAGGAUUAAGUAUGAAGAUCCUUUAGUCGAAGAGUUGAUGCAAGUGGAGGCUGUGGAUGAUAUGUAUGAAGUGGCUGAGGAGAUAGUUGGACAGCUGACUGGCAAGAGAUGUGGUGGACUGGUUAAGUCAUAAGGUAAUGACUGAUGUAACAUAGCUUAGGUAUUAAAAU